GCCCAGGGUAGAGCAAAGAGCAAGUCAUAACUCAGCAACUCUUCUAAGCAACUCAGCUCUCAACCCAACUCCUGACACCAUGGCCUGCUGCACCACUAGCUUCUGUGGAUUCCCCAGCUGUUCUACUGGUGGAACCUGUGGCUCCAGCUGCUGCCAGCCCAGCUGCUGCCAGUCCAGCUGCUGCCAGUCCAGCUGCUGCCAACCCAGCUUCUGCCAGCCUACCUGCUGCCCAACCAGCUGCUGUGGGUCCAGCUAUGGCAUUGGUGGUGGCCAGGAAGGUGGCUCUGGAGCUGUGACCUGCCGAGUCAGGUGGUGCCGCCCUGACUGCCGCGUGGAGGACACCUGCCUGCCCCCUUGCUGUGUGGUGAGCUGCACCCCCCCAACCUGCUGCCAGCUGCACCAUGCCCAGGCUUCCUGCUGCCGCCCAUCCUACUGUGGACAGUCUUGCUGUCGCCCAGCCUGCUGUUGCCACUGUUGCCCUCCCACCUGCUGUGAGCCCACUUGCUGAAAUCCUUCUGAAGUGAACCCUGUGAAAAUGGUACUUCAAAUCUAGCCAGUGUAGAGUCUAAUAAACUGGGCUACAGGAUCACAACCCAUUCACAAGUGCUUGUUACAUGGCUAUGUAUUUUCCUUAGAAUGUAAAAUCAAUCUCUACUAGAAUGUCAUGCAUAGUUCAUUGAUCUGAGUAUCAGCUGAAAGUCAACGAUUUGUAAAACAGUAGUGUCUAGUGCUUUAAAUACCAUCUGUAAUGUUUCAAUUGUUUGCUAGGCUUGGGAUUUAAUUAAAAAAUUAUUAUUCAAUGAUAAA
Messenger RNA from Erinaceus europaeus (western European hedgehog), 807 nucleotides. RefSeq names its product keratin-associated protein 9-3. Gene Ontology annotation, cellular component: keratin filament. The record is from RefSeq and is a predicted model, not a curated record. Lineage: Eukaryota; Metazoa; Chordata; Mammalia; Eulipotyphla; Erinaceidae. Bases 80 to 508 code for a protein of 142 amino acids. The transcript has a single exon.